GCUCAAGGACCUCCGGGAAGCCCGCAGAGCGCAGGGACCCGACAGUUGCCGAAUGAUUGAAUCGAGUGUGAAGAAUCCGAGGCACAAGGAGCUGAACGACAAACGCACAGAGCUGGUGGAGAGAUCCUUGAAGCAGGCCGAAGACCGCGAGAGGUCUCUUAGAUCCGAGCACAAGCCAAGGCAAGCCGCUCCGGCAGAGGUGCAGCUCAUCGCCUCCAAGCUCCACUCGCAACACCAAGAGCGGCAGGAGAAGCGCCAGGCGGCCUUACAGGAGAACGAGAAGCUUCUUGCCCGGAUCUACAGCUUUGCACCGAGUCUUUCGCCGAAGACAAGGGAGCUGGUGGAGUCCCAGGGCCGGAGUGAGCGGUUCUCAGUUCUGUACGACGACCAUCGGCGCAGGAUGGCCUUGAGGGAGGAGAUCACGAAGAAGAAGGACUUGGAAGAGCGGCGGCAAAUUUCGGAGAACAGAUUUCACAAGGUGGAGAGAAAAGUGGCGCUCGAUGCCAUUGAAAAGCUUCACACAGAUGCGCAGCUGCGGGCACAGCGGAUCAACGAACAGCGUGAGCAGAAGCUGCAGCAAGAGUUGAAGGAGCUGCGGGCAAUGUCGGUACACAGACAGUCCAAAGACGGCGAUGCUGCCGGUUUUGGCGACCGACUCUUCGAGGAGUCUAAGCAGAGACAGGAAAGGAAGCAGACGCGAGCGCUCCAGGCCCACAACGAGGCUAAAGCAGCAGCGCAGCCAGGUGUGGGUGCGCCCGGUGCGCCCACAUCUCCCCGUGGUGUUCUCCACCUCUACGAGGACGCAGCCAGAAGAGAAGAAUCGCUAGUGGAGAGGCGACGAAAGCUCUGGGAGGCUGAGAGCCAGGAAGCAUCAUUGGCUGUGCAGUGCUCGCGGUGGCUUUGGGUGUAUGCACUCUUCGACAUUGCUCGUACUGCUCGCUGCGAAGCUCCACUGGUGGAGCCCGGUUUGGUGACCCCAACCCUCUGGGGGAAGCAUCCCGACGAAUUCAUGGCUCGAGGAGUUCUGGUUUGCAACGCAACUGGACACUGGACUGUGCACUCAGACAUUUUUGACUUGGAGCAGAGAGCCGUGGAAACCGAAGAGUGGCAAGCGCAGGUGAUUACCGACAGCUUUGCCAAACAGUUCGAACGUAUGAAGCCGCCCGUUGGGUGUGCGAGCCACAACGCAAACCAUAGGCUUAGGUUCGGAAGCCACGCGGCCUUGCACUGCCAGGCUGACUCUGUGGUGUCUGUUGCGUCUUACAUCCGCAGCGGCCGCCUGAUUCAUCGCUUGUUUGACGUUCUUUACAGGCUGCCGUCAUCCCUUUUUCCGUUUGAGUGGAGCUUUCGUGGUAUCAACAUUGGAGCUGGCAUCGAUUCCUACCCAACAUGCAGCUCGAGCGACCAGCUUUGCAACCAGGACGAUCCCCUCGACCUGUGGAUGGGGAUGCUUGCACAGCAAGUUCUACUCAUAGACUCGGAUAUGAGCAGGCUACAGCAUGCGCUCUCUAAGCUACAUGACAAGCGAGCUCAAGCAGAGUCGGUGCCGUCUCAGUUCUAUGCUUUGAACAAAGCCACAACUCCGCUUGACAUUGACGCAGGGGAGUUGGACGAGAUCCUCACAGAUGCAUUCCGGGGCGUGGUGGACAUCAUUAAGAUAGACAUCGACUCCUACGACUGUGACGUGUUGGUUGCGCUCCUCCUGAAAGUUGAGGCACUAGUGAUCGUCCUCGAAUCACAACCUCUGGUGCCUCCUCCGUUCAAGUUUGCCAGGGCGUUUAGCUCUGACGACCCGCUGGAGCACGGACUAACAGGGUGCUCGCUGGCAUACCAGCUGCGCAUAUUGUCGCCAAACUACCAUCUUCUUGUCUACACUGAGCAAGACACGGUCUUCGUUCACUCCAAGCUCCUGUCCCUUUUCGAGUCCCUUCCAGCCGGAACGCUGUUUCCGUGGACGCGCUAUCCACUGCUCUUCCCCGUGGAUGAGCUGGACUGCUACCAGCGCUCGCGCUUCCUUCACGCUGCAGAUGCGGCCGAUCGAAGCCUGGGUGGGGAUCACUCACGAGGACUGGAGCGUGUGACGCCGCCCGCAAUACCUGUGGAUUUCGUUCGGGAAUGGCUGCACAGCACUACACCACGUAUAACUUUGGACCUGAUAUGGCGCAACAUCACCGGCAUAGCAUCUAGUACGUCCACUGCGCCCCUCGAAAACGUUCGCUACAUCUUGGAUCUCUGA
Molecule: messenger RNA, 2236 nt
Organism: Symbiodinium necroappetens
Lineage: Eukaryota; Dinophyceae; Suessiales; Symbiodiniaceae
Source: the annotation of a GenBank genome assembly